Hypoxylon trugodes is the source of this 2118-nucleotide messenger RNA. RefSeq lists its product as uncharacterized. The coding region runs from base 502 to 1866 and encodes 454 amino acids. Gene Ontology annotation, biological process: lipid metabolic process. Lineage: Eukaryota; Fungi; Ascomycota; Sordariomycetes; Xylariales; Hypoxylaceae. The record is from RefSeq and is a predicted model, not a curated record. The transcript has 4 exons.
CUCAGCUUAAAAAGGGUCUUUGUGUGGACUGCUAAUACCGCUUCGUCUGUAGCGCUAAAUUUGAAAUGGACCCUGAACCAGAAUAACCAGGUUAUUUCAAAAUGGGACGCCCAGUUUUUCUUUUUCUUUUUUUCCACGAUGGGGGGGAUAACGACUCCUAUCGUAUGUUUACUGAUAGAAUGUGAGAGUUUUCUCAUUAUCCGAAUCGUAAAGGAAGCUAAAGUGUGUCGUACACAGCAGAAUUUCUUCUGCUUAUAGCUUAUUAAGGGAGUUUUUAAUGGUGUUCCCCCUUGUAUCCUUGAUUGUUGAGGCCUAUGUAGGAAGCAUUUUUCUACCUAAUUAAUGCACCCCCUGCCUAGACCGAUCCCUACUAGUUUUUAUUUUUAUUUUUCUUUCUUAUCCCUAUCCCUUUCAGAACCCAUCAUUUCCUAGUACUUUUUCCUUCACUCCCUAAUCCCUUUUUCUUCUUAAUACCGCCCAUUCCAAAAGGGCGAGAUAAUCAUGGGUUCGAUAAUUAUAAGUCCGGAGUUACCUCCGAACGACGUUCUACUCCUACGGAAUCUUGCCGACGACAUUGAGCGAUAUCAGCAAAACGAACCAUCCGGUAAAAGCUCCGGCAAGAACUCCGGUGUAAAGAAAAGCUCCGCGCCCGGCCAAGAGCCUGUCAAUGGAACCGCCAACCAUAAUGUCUCGGCAUCUAGGGAUGAACAAGACCUCUCGCGCAUGAGAGCGGUCAAUGAUCCGGAAAAUAAAGAGUUCGAACCGACCGUUUUUGUUUCCGUAGACCUUCGAGAUCUAUCGACGCGGUUGCAUCCUGUCGUUUACAAGUACAUAUUGAUGCCAUAUGUGAGAUGGGCUCAGACUAUUGCAAGACAUCCAAGUGAUGUGGUGAUGGUCACUCACCUAAUCCUAUACUUCACCACUUCCGUCCCCAGUGCACUAUGGCUCUUCUACAGCUUCAAUUGGUUCCACGGAAUUGCCCACUCUAUAAUGCAAUUCUGGUAUGUAGGCACGUAUACGUUGAUGAUGCACCAACAUAUCCACGGCGGUGGUGUACUCCGCAAACACCCCGUAAUCCGGUUAUUCGACUUGGCAUUUCCGUAUAUCACUGACCCGUUAAUGGGCCAUACGUGGAAUUCGUACUAUUACCACCACGUGAAGCACCAUCACGUCGAGGGCAACGGACCCGAUGAUCUGUCGUCGACUGUUCGCUACCAGCGCGAUAACAUCUGGCAUUUCCUCCACUAUGUCGGCCGCUUCUACUUCCUUGUCUGGCUGGACUUGCCGCUGUACUUCCUGCGCAAGGAUCGUCCCACUUUUGCGCUGAAGGCGGCGUUUUGGGAGCUGGGCACUUAUGCCACGCUGUUGACUUUAUUCCGUAUUAAUGCUCGCCCGACGUUCUUCGUUUUCUUGCUCCCGCUCAUGUUACUGCGUGCCGGUUUGAUGGUCGGAAACUGGGGACAACACGCUCUUGUCGACGCCGAUGAGCCGGAUUCCGAUUACCGGUCUAGUAUCACCCUCAUUGACGUUCCCUCCAACCGCUACUGCUUCAACGACGGGUACCACACCUCGCACCACCUAAACCCCCGACGGCACUGGCGCGAGCACCCGGUACACUUCCUCGCAAACAAGGAAACGUACAGCUCAGAGCACGCACUCGUCUUCCAUAAUAUCGAUUACUUGGAGAUCACCGUUCGCCUGCUGAUGCAUCACUACGAACACCUGGCGCGGUGCUUGGUGCCAAUUGGUGAGCGGCAGAUCGCGAUGACGAUUGAGCAGCGCGCUGCGCUGUUGAAGCGGUGCACGAGGCGGUUUAGUGAGGAGGAGAUUAAGGAGAAGUUUGGUGUGCAGGGGAAGGGGAAGUAGAGAUAGAUUGGUGGUGGUGGUGGCUGGGUGAAGGUUGGAGGGGAGAAGAUUAGGUCUGAAUGGACGCCAUAGACGCUGCUAGAUUCUGAAAGAUGAGAAGAUCUUCAGCGGAGGUUAUAGAUCCGUCCUGUGCAUCUUUAGAGUGUUAAGGUGCACCCAACGGUUUCGAGGAAUACCAAGAUACAUAUUAUAUAUAACGAAUUCACCAUUGCCAUCCCGUUCUUUAGGGAUGCUAUUUCCAUAAAAUCUGAC